AAUCACAUCUAUCCAUCUUAUCCACCCAUGGGAUGAUUCCUUAAACUCUGUCGCCAUAACGCCAUCGCCGGCACUCUUUCUCUCGAAAUUACCAAAAUACCAUUCACGUUAUGCAUAACCAACACACACUCUUACUCAGAUUUCCAACAUUGUCUUCUCAUUCUCUCGUUAAUCUUCAUCACACAAAGACAAAACUCGUUAACAACAAGAAAAACAGCACCAGAAGGAAACACACUCCCAGAAGAAGCAAUUACGUUGUUCCCAAGACAAUGGCUUGCACUUCUCGCGGUGGCAGUUAUGACGACGACAACAACAACAACGGUGCCUCUUUCCGCAACUUGAAGCUGAACGACUCCACCUUUUUGGCUUCACUCAUGCCCAAGGCAGAGAUUGGUGUCGACCGUUUCCUCCAUUCUCACCCACACUAUGAUGGUCGCGGUGCUCUCAUCGCUAUCUUUGAUUCUGGUGUAGACCCAGCUGCUGCUGGAUUACAAGUUACCUCAGAUGGGAAACCGAAAAUUCUUGAUAUCCUUGAUUGCACUGGCAGUGGAGAUAUUGAUACCUCAAAGGUGGUGAAGGUUGAUGAUGAUGGUUGUAUUUCUGGGGCAUCAGGGGCAACUUUGGUUAUCAACACUUCAUGGAAAAAUCCUUCUGGAAAAUGGCAUGUAGGUUAUAAACUGGUUUAUGAGCUAUUUACAGAAAAAUUGACUUCUCGUUUGAAGAAAGAAAGAAAGAAAAAGUGGGAUGAGAAAAACCAGGAGGAGAUUACUGUGGCUGUAAAACAACUUACUGAUUUUGAUAAGAAACACAUCAAGGUGGAGGGUGCUAAACUUAAAAAGGUUCGUGAAGAUCUCCAUAAUAGGCUUGAUCUUCUGAGGAAGCAAUCUGAGAGUUACGAUGAUAAAGGGCCUGCCAUAGAUGCUGUUGUCUGGUAUGAUGGAGAGGUCUGGAGGGUUGCUCUUGACACACAGAGUCUCGAGGAUGAUCCAGAUUGUGGGAAGCUUGCUAACUUUGUGCCCUUAACUAAUUAUAGGACUGAGGGGAAGUAUGGUGUCUUCAGCAAAUUAGAUGCUUGUACAUAUGUUGUGAAUGUUUAUAAUGAUGGGAAUGUCUUAAGUAUGGUAACAGAUAGCUCCCCUCAUGGCACCCAUGUUGCUGCUAUAGCAACUGCAUUCCACCCAGAGGAACCCUUGUUGAAUGGAGUUGCACCUGGAGCACAAGUAAUAUCUUGUAAAAUUGGGGACUCUCGCUUAGGUUCAAUGGAAACAGGAGCUGGUUUGACUAGGGCACUGAUAGCUGCUGUGGAGCAUAAAUGCGAUCUUAUCAACAUGAGUUAUGGUGAGCCAACAUCGCUGCCAGACUAUGGACGGUUUGUGGACCUUGUGAAUGAAGCAGUAAGCAAGCAUCAUUUGAUAUUUGUGAGCAGUGCUGGUAAUAAUGGGCCAGCAUUGAGCACUGUUGGUGCACCUGGUGGUACAUCUUCAAAUAUUAUAGGAGUUGGCGCUUAUGUUUCUCCUGCCAUGGCAGCUGGCGCUCAUUGUGUUGUUGAACCUCCUUCUGAGGGGCUUGAAUACACUUGGUCUAGCCGAGGACCAACAGCUGAUGGAGAUCUUGGUGUCUGUGUAAGUGCUCCUGGUGGUGCUGUUGCUCCUGUUCCCACAUGGACUCUUCAACGGAGAAUGCUCAUGAAUGGGACAUCAAUGGCAUCUCCCUCAGCUUGUGGGGGAAUUGCAUUGCUCAUAAGUGCAAUGAAGGCUGAGGGAAUUACUGUGAGUCCAUAUAGUGUGAGGAAGGCCCUUGAGAAUACAUGUAUACCCAUAGGUGAUUCACCUGAGGAUAAAUUAUCCUCUGGGCAAGGGCUUAUGCAAGUUGACAAGAGUUAUGACUAUAUACAACAGUCUCAAAAUGUUCCAAAUGUUUGGUAUCAAAUAUGCAUCAGGCAAUCUGGAAAAGCAAAUCCUUCUUCACGAGGUAUCUACUUGAGGGAGGCUAACGCUUGCCAACAGCCUACUGAGUGGACAGUGCAAGUUGAUCCAAAAUUUCAUGAAGAUGCCAGCAAGCUUGAAGAAUUGGCUGUGUUUGAGGAGUGUAUUGCGUUACACUCUUCAGAUAAGACAGUUGUGAAAGCCCCAGAGUAUCUAUUGCUCACUCAUAAUGGCCGCACCUUCAACAUAUUUGUGGAUCCUACCAAUUUAUGUGAUGGUCUGCAUUAUUAUGAGGUCUGUGGAACUGAUUGCAAAGCACCAUGGCGUGGUCCUGUUUUCAGAAUUCCAAUUACUAUAAUCAAGUCCGUGGCUGUAACAAACAGACCACCUCAAGCUUCAUUUUCAAAAAUGUUAUUUCAUCCAGGCCAUAUAGAGAGAAAAUAUAUAGAAGUACCACGUGGUGCAUCUUGGGUUGAAGCAACCAUGAAUGCAUCAAGUUUUGAUACAGCUCGAAGAUUUUUUGUGGACACAAUUCAGAUAUGCCCACUGCAAAGACCUUUUAAAUGCAGGAAUGUGAUAACUUUUUCUUCGCCUGCUGCCAAAAGCUUCACCUUUAGAGUAGUAGGUGGUCAGACAUUGGAACUAGUCAUAGCUCAAUUUUGGUCUAGUGGCAUUGGGAGUAUUGAGACCACCAGCGUGGAUCUUGAGGUUGUAUUUCAUGGUAUAACAGUCAAUCAAGAGGAAAUUGUACUUGAUGGGAGUGAAGCACCAGUCAGAAUUGAUGCUGAAGCAUUACUGGCAUCUGAAAAACUUGCACCUGUAGCAAUUCUAAAUAAGAUAAGGAUCCCAUAUCGACCAAUAGAUGCUAAGAUUAGUGCACUUUCAAGUGAUCGCGAUAAACUCCCCUCUGGAAAGCAGAUACUAUUGCUGACAUUAACAUACAAGGUCAAAUUAGAAGAUGGAGCUGAAAUAAAACCUCAAAUACCAUUUCUAAAUGAUCGGAUGUAUGAUACUAAAUUUGAGUCUCAAUUUUAUAUGAUUUCUGAUUCAAAUAAGCAAGUAUAUUCAAGUGGAGAUGUCUAUCCAAAGUUUACAAAACUUCCCAAGGGAGAAUACAAUUUACAGCUACAUUUGAGGCAUGACAACUUGCCAAUUCUGGAAAAGAUGAAGCAGCUGGUGUUAUUCAUUGAGCGAAAUUUAGAAGAGAAGGAGAUCAUUCGGUUAUGCUUUUUCUCUGAACCAGAUGGUCCACUGAUGGGAAAUGGUUCCUUCAAGUCCUCAACAUUAGUUCCAGGUAUAAAAGAAGGAUUUUAUCUUGGUCCACCACCGAAAGACAAGAUUCCUAAGAACUCUCUACAAGGAUCUGUAUUGGUGGGAUCAAUAUCAUAUGGGAAACUAUCUUUUGCUGGUCAAGGGGAGCAUAAAAAUCCAGAAAAACAUCCUGUAUCUUAUCGAAUUUCUUAUAUAGUUCCCCCACACAAGAUUGAUGAGGACAAGGGGAAAAAUUCUUCCUUAUCUUCCAAGAAGACAGUUUCUGAACGCUUAGAACAAGAGGUACGAGAUGCAAAAAUAAAAGUGCUUGGAAGCCUAAAACAAGAAAACGAUGAAGAGUGCUUGGAAUGGAAGAAGUUGUCUGCCUCGCUUAAAUCUGAAUAUCCAAAACACACUCCGUUGCUUGCAAAGAUUUUGGAAUGUUUAGUUUCUAGGAGCAAUAUCAAAGAUAAAUUCCAUCAUGCUGAAGAGGUAAUUGAUGCUGCAAAUGAGGUGAUUGACAGUAUUGAUAGAGAAGAGUUAGCAAAAUUUUUUGCACUAAAAAAUGAUCCAGAAGAUGAGGAAGCUGAGAAAAACAAGAAAAAGAUGGAAUCAACCCGUGAUCAGUUGGCAGAGGCACUAUACCAAAAGGGGCUUGCACUGGCAGAAAUUGAGUUUUUAAAGGAGGUAGAUAAGUCCUUGGCUUCUGCUGAAACAAAAGGUGCAACACAAGAUAUGGAGAAAAAUGAUGAUCAAUCUGAUGGCAUUUAUCCAGACUUGUUCGAAGAGAACUUCAAUGAACUAAAGAAAUGGGUUGAUGUUAAGUGCACAAAAUAUGGAACCCUCUUGGUGACAAAUGAGAGGCGUAGUCAAAGGCUUGGGACAGCAUUGAAGGUACUGACUGAGAUCAUUCAAGAUGAUUCCGAGCCUGCCAAGAAGAAACUAUAUGAACUAAAGCUCUCUUUGCUUGAGGAAAUUGGAUGGACUCAUUUGGCAACAUAUGAGAGACAAUGGAUGCUUGUGCGUUUUCCCCCGAACUUGCCCCUUUUCUAGGGCUCCCCAUUAUGAAGCUAUUCGACAGCAAUGCAAGGAUCCUCUCAAGGGAAAUUUACCAUGAGAGUGAUGAUUUUUAAACAUCACUUUAUACUAUUUUUAUUAAUAAAUUAAAUAUUCAUGAUGGCUCUCUGCAUUGAAAAUGUCACUGUAGAGGAUUUAUGACAACAAUUCAUGCAACAAUAAAUUGAACCUUUUUUACUUCAACAAGCUACCUUUAUCCCCU
Molecule: messenger RNA, 4455 nt
Organism: Abrus precatorius (Indian licorice)
Lineage: Eukaryota; Viridiplantae; Streptophyta; Magnoliopsida; Fabales; Fabaceae
Product: tripeptidyl-peptidase 2-like
Exons: 34
Coding region: 111-4229 (1372 amino acids)
Biological process (GO): proteolysis
Cellular component (GO): cytosol
Molecular function (GO): tripeptidyl-peptidase activity; serine-type endopeptidase activity
Source: RefSeq, a predicted model, not a curated record